GCCCCUUGAGCCCCAAGUCUCCACGGCUGUCCUCUAUUCAUAUAUUAACUAGUGCUCAUGCUCGCACGUCGUCUAUUACGCACCACAUCCGCUCGCUUGAGUCUCCGCGAUGCCGCCCCGCACAUCCUGCGGCGUCCAACUCCGUUGGCUGCGUCAACAUCCCCGUUGACGUUCCGCUCCUUCUCCAUGAUCGUGCACGAGUCGCCGCACCCGGAAGUGGAAAUCCCGGACAAGACCAUUUGGGACAUCGUCGGGGACCAGUUGAGCGUUCACGCGGACAAACCCGCUUUCAUUGACGGCAUCACGCACCAGCAUGUGUCGUUCAAGGAGCUCCAUGAACGAGCUCGGCGGUUCGCCAUUGCUUUGGCCAAAAACGGCGUCAAGAAGGGAGACUCGGUCAUCGUGCACUCGUUCAACUGCCUGGACUACCCCACAGUUGUACUCGCGCUGACUUCGCUUGGUGCUGUGUGCUCUCCUUCGUCACCUAUGUUCCUGCCGGACGAACUGGCCGUUCAGGUCAAGGCGUCGAAGGCCAAGUACAUUAUCACCCACAAGGACCUGAAGAAGACCGCAGUCGAGGCUGGCAGAAUGUGUGGCAUUGAAAACAAGUUCAUCUACACGAUGGGCAAGUCUGCUCAAGGCCUCAAAAGCAUUGAUGACCUCGUUCAGCAUGACGACGACAGCUUCCAAUUUGAAAAGAUCGACCCGGAGAGCAACGUCAUGCUGCCGUUCUCUAGUGGAACGACGGGUAUCCCCAAGGGCGUCGCAUUGAGCGCCAGGAACAUGUUAUCGAACGCGCUGCAGGUCGACCAUGUGCAAGAUCUGUGCGGAUACUCGCUUGGCUUGCUGCCUUUCUUCCACAUCUACGGCAUGAUGAUGAUGCACUUAUCAAUGUACCAAGGUGCUGCCAAGGUGAUCCUGCCUCGAUUCGAGCCCGAGACGUUCCUCAAUGCAUUGUCCACUUACAAGAUCCGCGCGGCCCACAUUGCUCCCCCCGUGGCUCUGUUCCUGGCUCACCAUCCUCUCGUCGAGAAGUACGAUAUCUCGGCAACACAAUUCCUGGUCUCUGGUGGAGCACCCAUGGGCAAAGAAGUGGAGAAGCUCGUCAAGGACCGACUCAAGGUCACAGUGAAGCAAGCGUACGGCAUGACUGAAGCUUCGCCUGCUGUUAACUACGCCGAAGACGCCAAUCGCAAGCCGGGAAGUGUUGGUCGACUGCUACCAAACACGCAGCUUCGUGUCAAGUGCACUGCUACCGACAAAGACUUAGGUGUGGGUGAGCACGGUGAGCUGCUGUACAAGGGCCCUCAGGUUAUGCUCGGUUACUCCAACAACGCCGAAGCGAACAAGAGCGUGUUCACUGAAGACCGCUUCUUGCGCACUGGUGACAUUGGUUUUAUCGACGAGGAUGGCUUUGUGUUCAUCGUCGAUCGCGUCAAGGAGCUCAUCAAGUACAAGGGACAUCAGGUGGCACCGGCUGAGUUGGAGGACGUGUUGAACCACCACCCGCAGAUCUCGGAUGCGUGCUGUGUGCGAGGCAAGGACGCCAUGGGAGAGGAGAUCCCUAAGGCCUAUGUGGUACUAAAGGACCCGACGAACGCUGCCGGACUCAAGGAAGAAGACGUCAUGGACUUUGUGGCUUCGAAGGUCGCUCCGUUCAAGAAGGUGCGCCAGGUGGAGUUCAUCGACGCCAUCCCGAAGAGCGCGACCGGCAAGAUCCUGCGACGUGAGCUCCAGGCGUAUGAGAACCAGCACCACAAGAAGGCGAAUGCGGCGUAGGCAUGUAAAGAAAGCUAUUCACAUCAGCGUAACGCAGCGUUAAAUGUAAGUCACCCCACCUAUUAGAUCG
Phytophthora nicotianae INRA-310 is the source of this 1849-nucleotide messenger RNA. RefSeq lists its product as hypothetical. The coding region runs from base 58 to 1779 and encodes 573 amino acids. The transcript is spliced from 6 exons. Gene Ontology annotation, molecular function: CoA-ligase activity. NCBI's taxonomy places the organism in Eukaryota, Oomycota, Peronosporomycetes, Peronosporales, Peronosporaceae. The record is from RefSeq and is a predicted model, not a curated record.